AUGUCUGCCACUCCUGAACCUGACAGUGCCACAGUGGGUACAGAUAUUAGAAGAAACCCUACUAGAACCAGUCAAUCUUCAACCUUUGAUGAAGGACCAGCAAGAAGGAGGGGAAUCUCAGGAACCUCAUCUGUAGGAACCUCUAGAGCCUCUUCUCCUACCUAUACAGCAAGGGGACCAUCUGUCAUGCCAGGAUCAAUGCCUGGCUCUGAGGAUGAAACUACUGUGAUUGAGGAUGAUAGUACAGUAGAAAACCCUAGCAUUAUGAUUACUGACACUUCUAGCUUAGAACCCAUAGUAGUGCAGGAUACACCUCCUACACUACCAGCCACUCAUAUCCAGCCUUCCAACAGAUCUUCUGUCACUAUAGAAGACAUUACUGCCCAGGAAGUGGAUACCACUCUUAGGAGACACAACCUUACUGGUACCACCAUAAGACAACCAAGAAAAAGAAGCACUUCCAAUAUGGGGUACCAUGAAACAGCCCUACAGAGCAUCCCUGCAUCCAUUACAUCUAGUAGGAGAACAAGCCCUGUAGAGCUUGACCAAAAGCUUGGGGAACCAACACUGGGUCACCAACCAACAGCAUUAAUUGCACACCAGCCACAACCCCAGAUACCUAUGCAGGGGUUACCUAUAUCCAGGGCUGCUAUAGCUGACUAUGAGGCCAAGAGCCAUCAGGUGAUGCCUCAAGUCAGGGUAGAAGCAGCCAUCAGCAGUGCCAUCAAUGAUAUCAAAGAUGACAUUGCCUUGAAGAUGGGCCCUAUCAAAUACAUACAUGCUAAUAGCUCUGAAAGUGCAGCUGCCCUGAGACAAGUGGGCAGAGAUGUAGCAGACCUCAACCUGCAGACCAACUAUAUAAGAAGGAAAUUAGGUGAAGUCUCUGAGGAGCAAAGAGCAGCUCAAACAGCCCAUAACCACCUGGUAAAUCAAGUAGAGGAUCUACAAGACAAGGUGGAUGCAUUGCCUCAACUCUUUCAGGAUGUGCAAUCCAGGAUAUCUACCAUGGAGGAAAGACUUUUGGAAGCAAUUUUGGAGGUAGACAGGAAGAUAGGACUACCUAAAGAGCCAGAGCCAGAAGGAACUGAGACUGAAAGCAACAGUGAGGAAGAAGAUGGUGAUAGUCUUCAUCUCUCUAGACAAAGACAGUCCUCUCCAGCCAGAAGAACCUCCAUUCCAAAAGAAGCCAGACUUAAAUAG
This is a messenger RNA of Rhizoctonia solani, 1200 nucleotides long. RefSeq names its product Retrotransposon-derived protein PEG10. The transcript has a single exon. Lineage: Eukaryota; Fungi; Basidiomycota; Agaricomycetes; Cantharellales; Ceratobasidiaceae. Bases 1 to 1200 code for a protein of 399 amino acids. The record is from RefSeq and is a predicted model, not a curated record.